AUGCCGGCUGACUGGCCUGCAGCGAUUGUGAAAGCCCCAGUUUUGCACGUGAAGGCUCAGCGGCCCUUGGCCUCUCGCAGGUCUCAAGGUUCUGGGGAUCGUGGUGGGUUCCCUGCUCACCCUCUUGGUGGCGGCCGCUGUCAUCAAGAAGAAGGCCAUCGGAGUGAAGGCCACGGAGUGAUCGCGACGUGCAGGGACGCUACCGGAUGUCACGUGAUCGUGGAGGUGGAGGGCUGCAGCGAGCCAUCGGGAGUAAGCCAAGGAGGAGGCUCCUUGGAGGAGACAAGUGAAAGACAGCCACCGAAACGAAACAUCCAAGCCAUGCUCCGCCUGACCACGAUCACGGUUUUCGUUGCCUGUGGCAUCGCUUCUGGGUCGGAAUGCUUGGAGUGCGCUGGAGAUGAAACUCUUCUGGUGCAGUUGAAGGAGGUGCAUAGCCACCAAGUCGGCAAGAGCAACACCAGUGCAGCCGUGCAGGAGGUGGAGUUGGAAGGAUCCGAAAAUGAUCCUCCUCUGUACUGCAGGGACGCGGAGCCACAGUCACCUCGAGAAGUGAGCCCGGGGUUUGUGGGUGACAUGCGGGCGCGGUUCAAGCCGCUGGGUGGCGAUGCCAUCAGGGACUUCAUUCAGGUAAACCUCCAUUGGCACCUGGGCGCUGAGCACUACAGCAAGGGCGAGUACGACAUCCCUGUCGGAAAGCAUCUCCACUACCGUCAUGGUGUGCCGGAAUGGGAUGGCCAUCCCCUCGUGCCAGAGGGUACGCAGCCGGGUUUCUUCUGCAACCUCAGGUGCCCGGACUGCUACUUAUGGUCGCGCUGCGCGCGCCUACUGCUUCAACCACGACAUCUAUUGCCACUGUCUCUCUGCUGCUGCUGCUGCUGCUGCCGCUGCUGCUGCUGCCGCUGCUGCUGGUGCCGCUGCUGCUGCGGCUGCUGCGGCUGCUGCUGCGGCGGCCACAAGAAAGCAAAAUAG
Messenger RNA from Symbiodinium necroappetens, 972 nucleotides. NCBI's taxonomy places the organism in Eukaryota, Dinophyceae, Suessiales, Symbiodiniaceae. The record is from the annotation of a GenBank genome assembly.